Messenger RNA from Chara braunii, 1245 nucleotides. The record is from the annotation of a GenBank genome assembly. NCBI's taxonomy places the organism in Eukaryota, Viridiplantae, Streptophyta, Charophyceae, Charales, Characeae.
CGCAGGCAACGGUGUGCAAAGAAGGACGUCAGUAUGGAUGGGCGGCAGGCGGUUUGCAGGUCUGCAGGGGGUGAGGGUGGUGGCCAACGGGCCGGGCAGAGCCCGUGUAGAGGUUCAAAGGCGGUGGAGCGGUCGGAGUACUCGCACCUGCCACCACACUUGCAGCCUUUGCCAGACACAUCGGACGAGGAGGAGGACGACAGACGUUCACGUGCCGUGGCACUGGGAAGCGGGUCUACACAGGAGUUGACGGCCACAGAGCUUUGUGGAAGCCACAAUCCCAGUUAUGGGCAGUCGUACACCCAGCUCCUCCAGCAGGGCCUGAGCGGCGACGAAGGAGAUGGACGUGUGAAUCUGACGUUCGGUCUGUGCAGUGGGAGGUCGUCAUCUUCGACGCGGUCAGUGCUAGUCGACAACCGUCCUGAUGACGACGGCGACCAGGUGACGGCUGUUGCACGAUCGUCGAAGUCUCCAGCGUCGUCGGUCCGCAUGGCGUCAGGGAACAACAGGGAUCCUUGUACGCAGCAAUACAUGGCGCCGGCUGCCUCAAGGGGUGCCUCGGCUCGCCCGUCGUGGAUGUUGUCCCCGUCUCCCUUGUCCGCCAAUUCGAGUGCGGCUCGCAAUCGGGGGGAAUGCCGGGAGCAUGAUUGCGGGAUCGAGGAAAGAGGUGACGCAUGCGACGGAAGGGAGGUGUGGGAAGAACAACGACGGAUGCUCCAUUCGCGACGGCAAAAAUCCAUAACACGGGGCGUGCAGCGACUGCAAGUGGUGGACGACGAAAACGAUGGCGACGCACCUGAUGUUCGCGGCAACGAUCAGGACUUGAACGACGAUGACUGCGGGGGUGGGGAGGACGACGCAUGGCAAGUGUCGCCAUCCAAGCAAGGCAGCAUGGGGGGGAAGGGCGGGAGGGCGAAGGCGUCUGUUCGCAACGGUCGGCGAGGGAAGAAGGCGAUGAGGAAGGGGAUCGACGUCGAAGCUGACGGCGAUGCAGAAGGCGGUCGUCAUUUCUGGUUUGUCGACGACAUGGUGGCCCUGAUACAGGCUAAACGUGACCAGGACGCGCAUUUGCAGGGAAUGGGCACCGCGUACGCUCGUAUGAAGCCGCGAGAAUGGAAGUGGUUGGAUGUGGAGCCAAGGCCUCCGCGCGUGCCCAUAAACUGGACAGAUGGACGAUCCUGACGUUGUGGCAACUUCCCGGGUAACGGACGAACACAUCCAGCACGAGCAAGUUCAAAUCCACGA